AUGGUUACCCCGGCGGCCCCCGGCCGGAUGCGUGGCGCGAGCCCGCGACCUUUGCUGUGCGCUGCGGCUGGGCCAUGGCAGCCAGGAGGCUGCCCCGCCUGCCGCUCGCCAACCUACCAACAACCUCUUCCACGCGCCCAGCACCAACAACACCACCACAAAGGGCCUCGGGGCCGCCCCCGCCCGCUCGUCAGGGAGGACACCCCCUCCAGGGGGACCCACGCCCUCGCCGCACCGCGGCUUCGCUCUGGGGACCUCCCCGAGCCUCGCUGCCUCGGCCUCAGAGCCCUCUCAGGAGGCGGCGGAGGGAGGAAGGAGGGCCCGACCAGGGCCUGCCUGCCUGGACGACAACCAACCCCGCCCGGGGACGGCGGGGAGCCGACCACGCUCGGGAUACCCGUCCGCGGCCGCGAGGGAGCCCGCCCACCGAGGCCUCGCUCGCCGGCCCCGGCGCCGCCCGCCCGCCAGCCAGCCAACGCCAGCGACCCCCCUUCGUCCCCAUACACUUGCCUUGCCCGCGCUCCCGGACGCCCGGGAGGCCCGGGAGCGCGCAGCCCGGCUGCGGCCCGCAACACAGCAGGGCGAAGCUGCUCGGAGGCAGGGAACGUGCUGCACGGCCGGACCAAGAGGCCAAGAGGCGAGGGCCAGCGUGCGCGGGUGGUCGAAAAAGGGGCCUUGCCCGCUCGCAAGGCCAACGGCAACGGCGGCAAGCGACCGUCCGCACACGGCCUGCCUGCCGUCCGUCGUCCGUCCGUACAGUCCCCUCGGCCGCCGAUGGGCCAUCAUCCCCUCGCUGCUGGCCCCGCCAGCUCGAACCCCUGCCGCCAACCGACCGUCACGGCCGGGGGAAGGCGGCGCCCAGGCCGCCCGACCGCGACCGCCAUGGGGCCGCCGCCUCGCCCCGCGCGUCUCGCUCUCUCUCAGCCGCUGGCCCGGACCAGCCGCGCCCCCAGUAUAGGGUUAGCGGCGCGGCCGUUCACCCACCACGACCGGGAACAGGUCCUCCCGCUGCUCCUGUCCCACCGGGUGGAGGGCUCAGAGGAACGACGCCGGCAACCGGUGUACCGGCUUCGGGGCCAGACCCCGUUGGCAGGGGAAAUUCUCGUAAAUCCCCCGCCCGCAGGCCCCGCAAAAUGCCCUGGAAACCUCGACGGGUCUCUCGCCCAGCCUUCGCCCUCGGGCGUCGGCUUCGGUUCCCCUAAACCCGGCCGUCGCGCGGGCCUCCACCGUCGAUGUUCUGGGCCGCACGCGCGCUACAAUGGAGAGUUCAGCGAGCUGUCCCUGCUCCGAGAGGAGCGGUCCCUGCCCUUUGUACACACCGCCCGUCGCUACUACCGAUUGAAUGGUCUAGUGAGGGCACCGGACUGGCGCCCUUGGAGCCGCUACCGCCGCCUCGGCGGCGGCCAGCGCCCUCGGGUCGACGGAAAGGUGUCCAAGCUGGGUCAUUUAGAGGAAGUAAAAGUCGUAACAAGGUUUCCGGCGGGGAGGAGGGGAAGGCCGAACCCAGAAGUCUUUGUCAGCCCCGCCUGGGUCACCGGGGCCUACGAGGUCAGCGACGGCGCCGGAAAAAGCGGCACACCCCCUGUGCCGCGGCCCGGCGCCGUGGGCUACGCGUCUUCUCAGAGCGCAGGUUACCCUCCCCUUCGAGGCCCUUUGAGUGGGAGGCCAUCGAGUAGUAGUGUGAACUCGAAAUGA
This is a messenger RNA of Penaeus indicus, 1695 nucleotides long. Its product is annotated as basic proline-rich protein-like. NCBI's taxonomy places the organism in Eukaryota, Metazoa, Arthropoda, Malacostraca, Decapoda, Penaeidae. The record is from RefSeq and is a predicted model, not a curated record. The coding region runs from base 1 to 1695 and encodes 564 amino acids. The transcript has 9 exons.